AUGGAUGAAGAAUACAAUCGGCGCAGAGAUUGUAGAUUGCGCCAGGCUGAGAGUACCAAAGAUGUCAAGAAACGUCUCUCUUCGAAGACGUUUGAGCUGAUACGCCAGCGUGGAAACGCGCGAGAUGCAGGCGAUAACCAGCUAACGUCCGAACUUGCAAAGCUAUGCAGAGAAGCGAUAAAGGAGGAUCUGAAAGAGAGAAGAACAGCAGUUUUGACUAAAGCCGCCGAGGCUGGAAAGAGCAUCCGUCAAGCCCGCCGGAGUUUAGUCAAUUGUGAGACCAAGAUGACUUCCCUUCGUCGUCCUGACGGAACUGCUACUGUAUCCCGAAAGGCAACGGAGAAGGUCAUCUACGAUUUCUACUCUACUAUACAACCCUGCCUACCUACCAUCUUAGGCAAGACGGAUACGUUGUCCCUUCAGUUCUCCCUUCCGAAAUUCGACACGCCACCAAUUUAAUGAGGAAUGGGGCUGGCACCCGGUCCCGACAGGAUCGAAGCAGAACAUCUAAAGAGCUUUCCCCCAGUCAUUGUCACAACCUUGGCUCGGCUUUUCACGCGGUACCUGCCGCAAUGCAAAGUGGCCACUUCUAGGAAAACUAGCAAGACCGUGCUGCUGUAUAAGAAAGGGGAUCUAGGCGUCAUUGGCAAUUGCGCCCAGUUUACCUGCUGUCUGUAG
Haemonchus placei is the source of this 678-nucleotide messenger RNA. NCBI's taxonomy places the organism in Eukaryota, Metazoa, Nematoda, Chromadorea, Rhabditida, Trichostrongylidae. The record is from the annotation of a GenBank genome assembly.